CCGCGGACUGAGCAGCGGAGUGCCACGCUCUCUGCCACGGCCAGCACGGGUGAAUCAGCCCUGAGCUUGUUCCCAGGGAGCUGCCCAUCUAGGAACUGGCCAAUUCUGACUGGUUAUCACCUGGGUGAUUUUCCAGUCUGGCUGCUCCUCCCAGAUGCUCUUACUAUUCAGGUGCUCCACCUGCAGAUGAUCUCCAGCCCUAGCUGUCCCUCCAAAAGGACUCUGUGCCCUGGAGCCGCCUGGCGAAGGCCGAGGCUUGCGGCUGUCGUCCUGCCCCUCCAUGAGUGAGGCAAACCAAACCAUGGUGGGGCCCUCGGAGCUCCCUGCAGCAUCAGCCAUGUCCCCUGGACCUGGCACUGGGGCCCGGGCAUGGCCUAUUCUGGUAGGGGUAGUGCUGGGGGCUGUGGUCCUCUCUCUCCUCAUCGCCCUGGCUGCCAAGUGCCACCUCUGCCACAAAUACCGCACCAGCUACCGGCACCGCCCGCUGCCCGGGACAGGGACCAGGGUCUGCCCCGAGGGGGGUGAAGAGGAGGAGGAUGACGGCUUUAUUGAGGACAACUACAUUCAGCCUGGGGCUGGCGGGCUGGGCACGGAGGGUGGCAGGGAGCACUUCUCCCUCUGAGUCCCGAUCUCUGGACACUCUGCCGGCCCCAUGCCCGACAGCUUGAGUUAGCACACACUACAUGGGAGCCAGGGGCCGCAGGGACAGAGGUGGCCGGGGCUCAAGGGCCGACCAGGGCUGGAGCACCCCUCCUUUCUCUGGCACUAGCCACUGAAGUGACAACGACCUUCUCUUGCUCAGUGACCCUUGGUGGCUCCCUGCUGUUCUCAGGAUAAAGCCUAUCAAGGGGCUGACUAUGGGAAUAAGACCUCUGCCAGCCUCUUGUCCUCUCCUGCUUUUCCCUCCUUUUGCUCCCUGCUCACCUGACUGUUUGUUAUCCCCCCUCUCCUGUCCUGCUGUUUCUCUCAUACCUUGGCCCACACUCUCCCCCAGCCGAGGCCACCCUUCCAUUUCCCCAGGGCCUCUAGGACAAUGAGGAAGAUCUAUGGCCCAUAGGCCCCAUGUGGUCUGCCUACCUGCCAGCAUUUCACAUGUGGUCAGAUGGUAACAUUUUAGCAGGUGAAAAACGAUGUGCCGACUUUCCUACUGAAAUGUCUCCUGUCAAUAAAGUGGGUAAUCCAAAUGGUUCUAUUACGUUUUUCACAAGUAUCAAUAAAAGUACAAAGAAGUUGUUCAUUUU
Messenger RNA from Manis pentadactyla (Chinese pangolin), 1241 nucleotides. It is a transcript of the gene C4H1orf210, whose product is annotated as chromosome 4 C1orf210 homolog. The transcript is spliced from 4 exons. The coding region runs from base 281 to 622 and encodes 113 amino acids. The record is from RefSeq and is a predicted model, not a curated record. Lineage: Eukaryota; Metazoa; Chordata; Mammalia; Pholidota; Manidae.